AAUCUCUGGCUAUCAUAUGAAACGGCGGAUAUGGAUACGAGCGAUAUUUACACGCUAUUACUGCAGGGUGAUACCAGUUGUCCAGCCCCAACUGACCAAGACGAUUCGGAAGAUCCAUCAACGUGCCCCUCUUAUCUCGUGAAAGAAGUGGACCCAACGAGAAUCCCGUCUGCCAUUGUGCACGCGCGCUGUCGAUGUGAGAAUUGUCAAAUAUCGGGACUGCGGAGUAGGCGCAGACAUCAGUACGCAUGCGAGCCAGUGUACCGCUUCCUUCCGGUCCUCAAGAGACAAAGCACGUGCAUCGAUGGAGAGUAUCAAUACGCCUUAGUCCAUCAGAGAGUGGCCGUGUCGUGUCACUGUGUGAGGAGUAGAAAUAAUCGCGCCAAAUUGUCGACCAGUUUUAAAUCUCCUGAAAACUUUAUGUAG
Messenger RNA from Mizuhopecten yessoensis (Yesso scallop), 426 nucleotides. RefSeq names its product interleukin 17-like protein. The transcript has 2 exons. NCBI's taxonomy places the organism in Eukaryota, Metazoa, Mollusca, Bivalvia, Pectinida, Pectinidae. Gene Ontology annotation, cellular component: extracellular region. The record is from RefSeq and is a predicted model, not a curated record. Gene Ontology annotation, molecular function: metalloendopeptidase activity; zinc ion binding; cytokine activity. Bases 31 to 426 code for a protein of 131 amino acids.